AAUCCGGGCACUUCCCCCUCCUGGAAACCGCCGUGUGUCACCUCUUUGGUUCCCACCCAAACAAACAAAGCUCAUGGAGCUCUCUCCCCCCUCAGAAACAGCUCCGUGUCCGGCCAGCUGAUCCCGUCAGUUAGCUGGACUUGUUAUCCGAAAAUCAACCUCCUGUUAGCCGGUUGCGAUAUCUGUCUCCAACGGUAUUUAACUGACGGUUUGUAAUUCCAGCCGUUGCGCAACACUAACGUUAACCUAGCUAGCUAGCUGCGAGUCUCCCAACAGCAGCAGGAGAGAUGCCGAGCCGUUUGUCGGUUACAGGCGGUACUUAACAACGGGUUUGACAAGCACGGAUGAGCAAGCACAGCCCCGGUUCGGCUCCUGCUCGGAGAAGAUCAGAUGUUGAAGACAAUCUGUUGAGUCAAGCUAGUAACCAGCACUCUGAGCAGCCGUGUACAUAAACCACUCUCCCCCCUCCUCCCUCCCUCCCUCCUAUUUGCUCUGCUGCGGUCCCAUCCUGUGCUUUUCCACUCUAGUUACUAUGACUGCAAUGCGUGUGGACGCCAAAGUGGUGAUGCUGGGGAAGGAGAGCGUGGGGAAGACCAGCCUGGUGGAGAGAUACGUUCAUCACCGCUUCUUGGUUGGACCGUACCAGAACACUAUCGGUGCUGCUUUUGUUGCCAAACCAAUCCAGGUGGGAGAGAAAGUGAUCACCCUGGGAAUAUGGGACACGGCUGGAUCCGAGCGCUACGAAGCCAUGAGCAGAAUCUACUACAGAGGAGCCCGGGCAGCCAUAGUCUGCUACGACCUGACCGACAGCAGCAGCUUCCAGCGAGCUCGCUUCUGGGUGAAGGAGCUGCAGAACUGCGAAGAACACUGUAAGAUCUACCUGUGUGGCACAAAGAGCGACCUGAUUGGAGGAGACCGGAGCCUGCGGCAAAUCGACUACCACGACACUCAGGACUUUGCUGACGAGAUCGGGGCUCAGCAUUUUGAGACCUCCAGUAAAACGGGAAACAACGUGGAUGAGUUGUUCCAGAGAGUAGCUGAGGAUUACAACAGCACGGCCCUCCAGUUUAUGUCAGCGGAGGAAACGGGCGUGGACUUGGGCCAGAAGAAAGACUCCUAUUUUUACUCCUGUUGCCAUAACAACUGAUGCCGAGCAACAGGAAGGGGAACAGACGCGGUCUCCUUCCCUCGGCCGGAGUAAAAACCCGGAAAUGCUGGACGGACGACCAGAUAACUCUGCUCUGGAGCUGGGAUCCAACUCACAAGAGAAGAAGAAGAAAUCAGUACUGCUUACUGUUCAUACCUUACUAUACAUGUUUAUUACGUUAGUGCCAUAAAGACCACGGAAGAGGAUCUACUGCUGCUGCCACGGUUACUGGGUGGGAGAGGGGUCCAAAACCCUAAACUCUCACCUAGUUAACUUCCUUUUCUUCUGAGCUGGACCCUGGGAGUACACAUGUCUCUGAAGCUGUUACAAAGAGGGAUCCCGCAGAACCUGGACUGGGAGAAAACCUGAUAGUUGUAGCGAGGGCAGUGCUUCAGGACGGUGGAUGCUUUGUUUACAGCGGUUGGUUUUGUUUACGUAUUUAGCCUUGCUGUGGAAAGCCGUCUGUUAGACCUGCACAUCUGCAAUGAUGCAAAUGUUGGGGGGAGCCAACUACGAUAUAAAAA
Etheostoma cragini (Arkansas darter) is the source of this 1671-nucleotide messenger RNA. RefSeq names its product RAB24, member RAS oncogene family (gene rab24). Gene Ontology annotation, molecular function: GTPase activity; GTP binding. The record is from RefSeq and is a predicted model, not a curated record. The coding region runs from base 533 to 1147 and encodes 204 amino acids. The transcript has 9 exons. NCBI's taxonomy places the organism in Eukaryota, Metazoa, Chordata, Actinopteri, Perciformes, Percidae.